Molecule: messenger RNA, 3307 nt
Organism: Culicoides brevitarsis
Lineage: Eukaryota; Metazoa; Arthropoda; Insecta; Diptera; Ceratopogonidae
Gene: rb
Product: AP-3 complex subunit beta-2
Exons: 3
Coding region: 64-3264 (1066 amino acids)
Biological process (GO): vesicle-mediated transport; intracellular protein transport
Cellular component (GO): membrane coat; AP-3 adaptor complex
Source: RefSeq, a predicted model, not a curated record
ACAGCAACAUCAUCAAAAAAUAAAAAAUCUGCAAUAUUUUCUGUAAAAAUUCCAUGAGAAAAGAUGUUGGCGACCACGAGCAGUGGGCUGAACAACCAAAGUCAGGCAGGCGGAUCGUACAAUAGCGAAAGAACGGACUCAAAUAUCGUGGAAUAUGGCGAAACGUCGACGUCAUUUUUCUCCACGGACUACAAGAAACAUGACGAUCUCAAACAAAUGCUCGACAGCAACAAGGACAGCCUGAAACUGGAGGCGAUGAAACGCAUCAUCGGAAUGGUAGCAAAGGGCAAGGAGGCAACGGAUCUCUUUCCAGCUGUCGUCAAAAAUGUCGUUUCCAAGAAUAUCGAAGUGAAGAAACUCGUGUACGUUUAUUUGGUGCGAUAUGCGGAAGAGCAGCAAGAUUUGGCAUUGUUAUCUAUCUCGACGUUUCAAAGAGCUCUCAAAGACCCGAAUCAACUGAUAAGAGCGAGUGCAUUGCGCGUGCUAUCAAGCAUUCGCGUACCAAUGAUCGUGCCGAUUGUAAUGCUCGCAAUUCGCGAAUCCGCGUCGGAUAUGUCGCCGUAUGUGAGGAAAACAGUGGCGCACGCAAUUCCCAAAUUGUAUCAUUUGGACCCGGAACAAAAAGAUGAGCUUAUCACGGUUAUCGAGAAACUGCUUGGAGAUCGAACGACUCUCGUGGUUGGAUCUGCUGUCAUGGCCUUCGAUGAAGUUUGCCCGGAACGCACGGACCUGAUUCACAAGAAUUACCGUAAAUUGUGCAAUUUGCUGAUUGAUGUCGACGAAUGGGGUCAAGUGCUGAUAAUUAAUAUGUUGACGCGGUAUGCGAGAACGCAAUUUACCGAUCCCAAUCUCGAUGACAUUCAAGAGGAAGAGGAAAAGGCGUUUUAUGAAUCGAGCUCGGAUGAGGCGGAUGACGCGUUAAAUGGCAUGAAAGAACCGAAAAAAGUUCCUGCCGUCUUGGAUCCUGAUCAUCGUUUGUUGUUGCGUCAAGCGAAGCCUUUGUUACAAUCACGAAAUGCGGCUGUCGUUAUGGCAGUGGCCCAACUUUAUCAUCAUACCGCACCGAAAAACGAAGUUGCAAUCGUUGCAAAAGCUUUAAUUCGUCUCCUACGGGGACAUAAGGAAGUGCAAAGUGUCGUGCUGAAAUGCAUUGCUUCCAUGUCGGUGCAGCGAAAGGGAAUUUUCGAGCCUUUUUUGAAGUCUUUCUUCGUUCGCACCUCUGACGCGACACACAUCAAACUCUUAAAGUUGGAAAUUUUGACAAAUCUCGCCACGGAGGCGAGUAUCUCAAUCAUUCUCAGGGAAUUUCAGACUUACAUCAGCAGCACGGACAAGGAAUCUGUCGCCGCAACAAUUCAAGCGAUCGGGCGAUGUGCUUCGUCAAUCACGGAAGUCACGGAAACGUGUCUAAAUGGGCUCGUGCAUCUCCUAUCGAACCGCGACGAAUACGUUGUAGCGGAAAGUGUCGUCGUUAUCAAGAAACUCCUUCAAACGCAGGAGAACGAACACAACGACAUCCUCAAACAAAUGGCAAAACUCUUGGAUUUCAUUACAGUUCCCGCAGCACGUGCCGCCAUCCUUUGGCUCAUUGGCGAAUACAACAAUCGCGUACCGAAAAUCGCUCCCGAUGUCCUUCGCAAAGCCGCCAAAACGUUCGCCGACGAACAAAACAUCGUAAAACUGCAAAUUUUGAAUCUUGCCGUCAAAUUGUACGCCUACAACUCGACGCAAAUCCAACUUUUGUGUCAGUACAUCUUCAAUUUGGCGCGCUACGAUCAAAAUUACGACAUCCGGUGCCGCGCAAGACUCCUCAAGCAAUUCAUCUUUCCGUCAAACGAGAAUUCCGUGUUGUCGCAAAAGAUGAAGGAAAUAUUUUUGGCUGUAAAACCGGCUCCUGCCUUGGAAAGCAAGUACAAAGGUCGCGAACAAUUUCAAUUGGGCUCGAUGUCGCACUAUUUAUCGCAACGCGUGACUGGCUAUCAAGAUUUACCGAAAUUUCCGGAAACGGCACCCGAUAAUAGUGUUCGUAAUGUCGAACCGCCGCCGCAAGAAGUUGCCCGACGUGAAGCGGAAACGUCGAAACAUGCGUCAAAACCAGCAAAAACGAGCAAAGGCGCUGUUCCGAAGAACAAAUCUCGUUCUUUUUACUCAGAAGAAGAGAAAUCUUCAUCAUCUGAGGACGAAGACAGUUCCGAAGACUCCUCAAGCGACAGCGGAUCUGAAAGUGAAUCCGAAAGUGGCGACGAGAAAGUCGGAAAUGGCAAAGAAUCCAGCAGUGAAGAUGAAUCUGACGACGAUUCAUCCGAAUCUGAAGACGAAUCGAGUGACGAAAGUUCAGAAACGGCAAGCUCUGAUAGCUCCGACGAGUCUGUCAAUCAAAAAUCCAACGGAAAAGCGACGAAUGUCAAGACAGUUGAGAAGAAACCUCCUCCUCCAAACAAGUCGAAUCUCGAUCUUUUGCUAGAUUUGGAGGAUUUUGCUCCCGUCGGUGCUCCCUUGAUGACUCCCUCGCUCGGAGGCUUCCUCAGUCCAAUGACACCUGCAACGAAUUUAGGCGAUUCCAUCGAACUAAUCGGUCCAAGUUACAUUCCCAACACGUACGCAGAGUUGCUGAACAAAAUUAACGGCUUUGGCUUGUCCGUGACAUAUCGUUACACGCGUGGACCUCAUCUCUUUUCCGCCUACAUGGUUUCCAUCGAGUUACUUUUCACGAAUCACGGAAGUUUGACGUUGCGCGACAUCAAAUGUGGCAAAACGACACUACCAUCGGGCGUUAUUUUGAAUGAAUUUGCGCCAAUUGACGUUUUGGAGCCAAAAUCGAGUCUUACACGCGUUCUCGGGAUCGAUUUCAACGACUCCACGCAAUCGUUGUCCUUUGAAAUUGUCUCUGAUGCGGGAACGAGCAAAGUUAACAUUAGUGCGACUGUUGGAGCGUUCCUUCGAGCUGUUGCAAUGUCCGAAAAAACGUUCAACGCAGAGAAACAAAAGUUGCGAGGCAUGACGGAACACACGAGUAAACUACCCGUAACGCUUGAAGCUCCGUUAUUGCGUCAAAAAAUCUUUGAAAUCGCAAAUGUGGGCGGAAUUACAACCGAAGAUCCGAAAUUUUUGCUAUUUGCUGGGCAUACAAUGAACUCACGGAGCUUAGUUUUGAUUACAAUUCAAUUUUUGGAAGGCGACGAAGUUGAAGUGACUGUCAAUUGCGAGAAAAUGGUAAUCGGAAGUAUUUUGUUGAAUGAAAUUAAGGCUGCAUUAAAGGCUUAGCAUGGCAAUUGCUGAUCAAAAAUCGACGUUUAGUGGAAAAAAU